ACUCAAUUCUGCUAUGUGUUAUGUAUCAUGUCGUGAUAAGUUUUGUCUAUGCAAAUAGGUAGCUUCUGGCCUUUUCCCAUCUCUUGUUAUAAAUUCAAACUUGGGCAUUUUCAACCCUAGAAAAAAGCCCUGCGACUUGGACAACAGAUCUACAACAUUCCGAACCGUUCAUGACCCUCGAAACUUCGGCGGCAACGCCCGCUUAUCGUACAACGAGAAUUUGCCUGUCGGCCCCAAUACAAAAUCCGCCAACGCCGUCCAAGACCAUGUGCCCAUAGUACUCCAGUAA
This is a messenger RNA of Fusarium venenatum, 289 nucleotides long. The record is from RefSeq and is a predicted model, not a curated record. Lineage: Eukaryota; Fungi; Ascomycota; Sordariomycetes; Hypocreales; Nectriaceae.